AUGGGCAUCACGAUAGCAAGCACGGCCGCCCUUGCGGGCAUAGUCUUGUUGUUGACUGUGACAUACGUGCUCGGUCUUGCAUUCUAUCGACUGUAUCUAAGUCCGCUUGCAAAAUUCCCCGGGCCAAAAUGGGCAGCCGUCACGAGCUGGUACCAGAGGUAUUUCGACCUCAUCGCCGAACAACAUGGAGGGCAAUUCCCAAAGGAGAUCAGACGAAUGCAUGAGCAAUACGGCCCAAUCGUGCGGAUUGCACCGGACGAGCUUCAUAUCGAUGACCCAGAGUAUUGGCAUGAAGUCUACGGCAACAGCAGCACGGCAAAGCCUAUAGAUAAGCAAGCAAAGCUUCAAGAUCGAUUUGGCCUUCCUGGCGCGAUAUUCAGCACGCCCGAAGCCGAACUGCACCGCACGCGUCGACAUGCUAUGGCUGGUUUCUUCUCUCGCCCGAAUCUGCGCGAAACGCAAAGCCGUGUCAAUGCACUCGUGGAAAGGAUGUCACAGCGUAUAUCGACAGAGUAUGCGGGCACCAAUCGUGUUCUGGACGUGGGAGAGAUGUUAUCGUGCCUGGCGGUGGACAUUGUGACGGAGGUCUGCUUCCGACGUUGCACCAAUUGCAUAGAGGCCCCAGACUUCAAGGCACCACUUGUCCUGACAGUCAUGACCACUAUAUGGAUGAGCCAAUGGAGUGCACAUUUCAGACCCGUGAUUGCGUUGAUUGAGAGUCUUCCGGAUUUCGCUGUUCUCAAACUCCUUCCCACACUGAAACCCAUCCUGGAUCUUCGCGUCAGCAUCAGGAAUCAGGUCCAGCAGAUACUCUCACAGAUGAACAAACCCACAGUGGGAACCAAAGAUUUUCGGGGCUCCGGUCAAGAUACGAUUUUUGACGAGAUGCUCGCGUCCAAGACUCCGAGCAGCGAGCUUACCCAUGACCGUCUCUCACAAGAAGCGAUUGGUCUGACCACCGCCGGCGUAGAGACCGUCAAAGCUACCAUGACGUAUGCGAUAUAUCACUGCCUGGAAGAUCCUGCCGUCGGCGCACGUCUCAAAGCGGAGCUUGUUGAAGCAAUCCCGAAUCCGGCCGUCAUCCCGCCUUGGGUAGAGCUUGAGAAGCUCCCAUAUCUCACUGGCGUGAUCAACGAGAGUUUGCGCAUGAGCUACGGCACAGUACAAAGAAGCCCACGCAUCAAUCGCCUGCAUCCAAUGCAAUAUAAAGAAUGGACGAUCCCACCAGGCACAGCUGUGGGCAUGGACUCCUACCACAUGCAUAAUAAUCCAAAAGUCUUUCCGGACCCGUUCGUGUUCCGUCCCGAGCGUUGGACUGGGAACCCCAAGGGUCCGAAUGGCGUGCAGCCCUUGACGAACUAUUUGACGACUUUCGGUGCUGGAUCGAGAAUUUGCGUUGCGAUGAACUUGGCAUACAUGGAAAUUUUCGUCACACUCGCUACAGUUCUGCGACGCCAUGAGUUUCAGCUAUUCGAGACAACGUCGGCCGACGUGGAAUUCGCGAUCGAUAUGAUAGCGCCGAUGCCGCAACGAGAUAGCAGAGGCGUGCGGGUGACUGUCGAUGCAUGAACACGACAUAUGCCCUAUGUCUAUCGCGUUGGUCGUCUAUCGCGUUGGUCGUCUAUCGCGUUGGUCGUCUAUCGCGUUGGUCGUCUAUCGAGUUGGUCGUCUAUCGCGUUGGUCUACAUAGGCACGUCUCUAUUUAUUUAUCACGUCCGUCUUAUAGGGAUGGGUCAUAUCGUACGGGGCAGUCCGAUGACUCAUCUGACACUGUUGCUUACCGAUGACUAAUACUCGACCUGCUCCUUUUGCCUCGAUCGUCAUUGUCCACCUGCGCAUCACAUGGUUUUUAUCAAGCUGUCGUAGGCCUCAAGC
Molecule: messenger RNA, 1875 nt
Organism: Dissoconium aciculare CBS 342.82
Lineage: Eukaryota; Fungi; Ascomycota; Dothideomycetes; Mycosphaerellales; Dissoconiaceae
Product: cytochrome P450
Exons: 2
Coding region: 1-1569 (522 amino acids)
Molecular function (GO): oxidoreductase activity, acting on paired donors, with incorporation or reduction of molecular oxygen; iron ion binding; heme binding
Source: RefSeq, a predicted model, not a curated record